Messenger RNA from Morchella sextelata, 2268 nucleotides. RefSeq lists its product as uncharacterized. Lineage: Eukaryota; Fungi; Ascomycota; Pezizomycetes; Pezizales; Morchellaceae. Gene Ontology annotation, cellular component: extrinsic component of mitochondrial inner membrane. The coding region runs from base 1 to 2268 and encodes 755 amino acids. Gene Ontology annotation, biological process: ubiquinone biosynthetic process. Gene Ontology annotation, molecular function: kinase activity. The transcript is spliced from 3 exons. The record is from RefSeq and is a predicted model, not a curated record.
AUGGCGGGCCGACGCCUCGUGGACCUGAUCGCUCUGGCCAACGUUUCCUCCGCAAUCGCCCAGCGCCAUUUCGCCCUCCGGAGCCAGCAGCUCCAAAUCUACACCACCUCCUCCAGCAUCUUCAAGACCCUACGAUACAAGCCCCCCGUGGUUCAGAAUGCUCGACAACAGGCCGCCUCUGCCACAGCUGCAGCACCAAAAGAAGAGGGAAUAGAGCAGGACCAUUUCUACACCCCCGGCGCCGCCACAGUCGUCGAUCCCGAGCCAGUAGGCUCGCUCAAAGUUACCCAGAAACAGGCUGCCUCAAACCCGCUCCCCGACGGUACGAUACCGCCCGCUGAUUCGCCGCUAGCAUCUACACCGCCGACGCCGAGGCACCACCUAUCCCCGGAGGAUGCAAAGCGGCUGCAGCAUGCGUCCGAGUCGUCGAUCCCUGAGAUGACGGCGGAAGACUCGGUGGACGAUACGGGGAACGAUGUGUUCUAUCUUCGCCAAGCUAGGGUGUCCAGUGUACUGAGUAACCUGCCAAGGAAGAAGAUUCCGAGAAUGACGGAGGGCGCACAGCCGGUGACGGGAGCGGGUAUUGAUGGCGAUGUGUUUUAUGAAACACCAGGGAAGAAGGAAGGAGAGGUGCAAGAUUUGAGCAGCGAGCUGUUUCACAGCAGAAGGGCAAGGAAGAUAGUGGCACAAACGCCAGCCAAGAGUACAGAGGAAUUGAAGCCAACGGUGGCAGAGACACCGAAGGAUAACACUCCUUUGACAGAGGGGAGGGAUCAAGACACUUUCUAUGUCAAGGACUCCAUCUCCUCUCACCCAGUCGCUGCUGAUGCUGCCUCCGAUUUGAAGGCAACAGAUGCAGAGACAGCAAACCUAGCUGCAGAGCUAGCGAGAGAUGCCGAAGAGAGUGCCAAACCCAUCACUGAGAAGCAGCCUGAAACCGCUGCCUUCCAAAUGAACGCCUCCCGUGUGCCCUCCUCCCGCAUUGGCCGUCUCUUCCACUAUGGCGGCCUCGCAACCGGUAUGGCCUGGGGCGCCGCAACCGAAACCAUCAAGCGUGCUACAGGCCUCAGCGACUCCUCCAGUGGCAGCGGCGUCAUGAUGUCGCCCGCCAAUGUUGAACGUCUGGUCAAGAAACUCUCCCGAAUGCGUGGGGCCGCGCUAAAGCUCGGGCAAAUGAUGUCGUUCCAGGACAAAAUGCUACCGCCUGCCAUUCACGAGGUCCUUACUCGGGUGCAGGACAGUGCAGAUUACAUGCCUGCCUCCCAGAGGAACCAGGUUCUUACUGCAAACCUGGGCCCGAAUUGGAGAGAGUUGUUUGCCGAGUUCAAUGAGGUGCCUAUGGCUGCUGCGUCUAUUGGGCAGGUCCAUGCUGCCACUCUUGCCAGCACGGGGAUGCCCGUUGCAGUCAAGAUACAGUAUCCGGGAGUGGCUGAUAGUAUAUCCAGUGAUCUUUCCAAUCUUGCUGUGCUCCUGACUGCGUCGAGACUGCUGCCAAAGGGCUUGUAUCUUGAUAAGACCAUUGCAAAUGCACGGCUAGAGCUUGGGUGGGAGUGUGAUUAUGUGCGUGAAGGAGAAUGUGCAAAGCGGUUUGCCGAGCUGCUGAAAGAUGACACAGACGUUUUCCGUGUACCAAAGGUCAUUGACGAGGCAUGCGGCCCGCAAGUUUUGUGUAUGGAGCGGAUGUGGGGUGUGGGCGUGACAAAGAUUAUGAACGACCUGAGCCAGGAGGAGAGAGAUUUCAUCGGCACACAGGUAUUGAAGCUGUGCUUCAGGGAAGUGAAAGACUUCAAGUUCAUGCAGACGGAUCCAAACUGGACAAACUUCCUCUGGAACGCAAAGGAUAGAAAGAUUGAACUCCUCGACUUUGGUGCUUCUCGCGCUUUCGAUGCUCCAUUUGUGGACACAUACUGCUCUCUCCUCACCUCUGCGGCCCGCAACGACACUGCUGCUGUCACGGAGCUUUCAAAGGAUCUGGGAUACUUGACUGGCUUCGAGUCCGAGGCCAUGCUAAAUGCCCACGUUGGGUCGAUCCUGACCCUGGCAGAACCGUUUAGCCACACCGCGCCCGAGAUCUAUGAUUUCAGGGACCAGACAGUGACGGACAGGGUGAGGGAGUUUAUUCCACUGAUGAUCAAGGAGCGGUUGACCCCCCCGCCGGAGGAGACAUAUAGUUUGCAUAGGAAGUUGAGCGGUGCAUUCUUGAUGUGCGCGAAGUUGGGAAGUAGAGUGCCAUGUAGAGGUAUUUUUGAAGACGUGCUGGAGAGGUAG